This is a messenger RNA of Passer domesticus (house sparrow), 3739 nucleotides long. It is a transcript of the gene ADAM28, whose product is annotated as ADAM metallopeptidase domain 28. Gene Ontology annotation, molecular function: metalloendopeptidase activity. Gene Ontology annotation, cellular component: plasma membrane. The transcript has 25 exons. Gene Ontology annotation, biological process: proteolysis. Bases 466 to 2877 code for a protein of 803 amino acids. Lineage: Eukaryota; Metazoa; Chordata; Aves; Passeriformes; Passeridae. The record is from RefSeq and is a predicted model, not a curated record.
UUGUUCUCUGCUGGUCCAUAGCGGAGCCUGGCUGGUGGCUCUGUGUGCACACGGGGGUUUGGUCACUGACUGCAAUGGCAGGAGGCCGGACAGUUGCUCCUUUGUUCUGUUCUGGCCUCGAGCACGGGCAGGGAUGACUCAGUGAAGUGAUCUCUGUUUGCUCUCCGCGUGGGAAGAGCGGAGUCCAUCGGGCUGGAGACAGAUUAUCCAGGGAAGCCAAUCCAAAGCAGCGGUCGAUCCCUGUGCCGAUGUUUGGGGCACGAACCCAGGAGCAGGAACUCCCCUCGCUGUAACACUCUGUGCCUUGGGUGUUGUGCAACACCUUGAGCAAACACUUCCUCCUGCAGGAGCAGGAAUAAAGCUGAACCCGUCCCUGCCUCUCACUCCCAGCCCAGAGCAGCUCCGGGCAGGGCCACGCUGGGAUCGCCGCAUUCCCACCCCAGGGAGCCCCGGCCACCCCAGAGCAUGAAAAUCCUCCUCAUUUCUGCUCUCCUGCUGCAUCUCCUGCAACAAGGGAGCAGCAGAGAGAAGUUCUCUGGAGCUGAGCAAUAUGAAAUCGUUUACCCACAGAAACUGCACGCGGUGCACAGGAGAGCUGUAGGAACAAGCUCAGAGAGCAAAUAUGAUGACAUAGUGAAGUAUGGGAUCAAAGCCAACGGAGAGGAAGUGGUGCUGCAGCUCCGAAAAAAUCGGGAUCUCCUGGCUGGGAACUAUUCCGAAACUCUUUAUUCUGCUGACGGCCGACAAAUAACAACAACUCCUCACAUCAAGGAUCACUGUUACUAUGGAGGCCACGUGGAGGGUGAUGCUGAGUCUGUGGCGAGCAUCAGCACCUGCACAGGGCUGAGUGGCUAUUUUGAGACCCGUGGCCAGAAGUUCCUCAUCGAGCCCCUGGGAGCCUCGGACAGGGCUGAACACGUGGUUUACAAAUACGAGGCCCUGAAACAAGAGCCCAUCAAGACCUGUGGGCUGGUCAACAACUCCUGGGAACAGGACUCCAGUGACCCCAUCAAUGACAUCUUCAAGUCCAGCAACAGCCCAGAGAUGAAAGCCUACCUGAAAGCAAGGAAGUACCUGGAGCUCUACGUCGUUGCAGACAAUGCUUUGUACAAGAAAUAUGAUGAAGAUGUUAAAAAUAUAAGACAGAGGAUAUUUGGAAUAGUCAACUACAUCAACACGGUUUAUAAAGCCAUCAACACGCACGUGGCUCUGGUUGGCCUGGAGGUGUGGACAGACAGGGACAAGUGUUCCCUGAGCAGGAACGCCGGGCUCACCCUGGACACCUUCUCCAAGUGGCGCCUGGAGAACCUGCUCAAGAGGAAACGGAACGACAACGCCCAGCUCAUCACAGGCCUGGACUUCGAGGGCACCACGAUUGGAUUGGCCUUCCUCAAAGCCAUAUGCAGUGAUUUAUACUCCGCAGGUAUUAUUCAGGACCACAACAGGAACGAGGUGGCAGUGGCAGCCACGAUGGCCCACGAGAUGGGGCACAACCUGGGCAUGAGCCACGACACCGAGGCCUGCUCGUGCAGCGACGACAUCUGCAUCAUGACAGACACUGUCAGCUCCGUGAUCCCCAAGGAGUUCAGCUCCUGCAGCCUGCAGAGCUUUGAGAAGUUCAUGCUGGCUGACAUGCCCAGGUGCCUGACCAACAUCCCGGAGCUGAGCAGCAUCAUCGCCCCCGCGUCCUGCGGGAACGGCUUCCUGGAGAGGGGAGAGGAAUGCGACUGUGGCACGCCAGAGGAGUGCACGAAUGAGUGCUGUGACCCUGAGAGCUGCAAGCUGAGCUCGGGAGCUGCCUGUGCCCACGGGGACUGCUGUGAGAACUGCCAGUUCAAGAAGUCGGGCUCGGUGUGCCGGGUGGCGAAAGACGACUGUGACCUGGCUGAGAUGUGCACGGGGCACUCGUCCAGCUGCCCCGAGGAUCGAUUCCGGGUCAACGGGCACCCCUGCAGCUUUGGAGAGGGAUAUUGCUACAUGGGCACCUGUCCCACCCGUGACAGCCAGUGCAAAGCUGCCUUUGGGCCACAGGCCACAGACGGCCCAGCCUCCUGCUACCAGGUGAACGAGAGGGGGUUGUAUUAUGGAUACUGCAGGAAGGAGCAGGGGACGUACGUCCCGUGCAAGAAAAAAGACAAAAUGUGUGGGAAACUCUUCUGCUCCGGAGGGAGGGAUAUGCCUCGGGAUGGGAGCCUGUUGUCCUUUAGGUCCUGCAAAGGCAGCUUCCCCAGGAGUGGAGGGGAGGACCCAGGCAUGAUCCUGGAUGGAACCAAGUGUGGGAAUGGGAUGGUGUGCAACCGUGGGGAGUGUGUCCAGGCUGAGGAGGUCUUCAGAUCCACCAACUGCUCUGCCAAGUGCUCUGGCCAUGCUGUGUGUGACCACAAGCUGCAGUGCCAGUGUGAGGAGGGGUGGGCACCCCCGAACUGUGACAGCUCCUCAGCCCUCACCAGCAUUGCUGUGGCUGCCGGGGUGCUGGCUGUCCUGGCUGUCACUGCAGUUGCAGCCGUGCUGCUCACCCGCUUCCGAGGCUUCCACAAGAGCCACCAGACCAGGAGGGGACCCGGAGCCACCAACCAGGUCUUUGUGGAUCAGGAGCAGAGCUGCAGAGAACAGCCUGUGCCAGUGCCACCUGCCCAGAAGGUUAUUGAUAAGAAAGUUCUUCCCGUGCCUCCGCCUCAGGAGAGCAAACCCCAGCGUCAGAGUCCUGCCCUGAGGCCCAAAGGUCCUCCACCUCCCGUUCCUGCCACCAAACCUGGCUCUUCCCACCCCGAGGAGAAGUUUGCUCCAGAGAGAAAAGCCCCUCCUGUGCCCGUUCCCAAAGGCAAACCCCCACCUCCACCCCAGGCUUUAAAGCCCCCCAUGAACCCCAGAGUCUGAGGCUUCCCAAGCAGAGCUGGGUGGGCCACCUGAAGUUUCCAGGGACAAUUCAUCCCUUGAUUCCUCCACUUUUGGCAAAGGUAUCCUGGACCGUCUCCCUCUUCUGCUUAACAACUGACUGAGAGCUGCUUGGGAAGAUUUGGGAUUCAGGCAGCAAGGAGCUCUGGUGGUGACAUCGAGCUGCUGUCCAAGGGAAGCAGAGCAGAGCCACCCCUUGCACUGAGGUGUAAACUGGGAGCAAGUUACAAAAGCUGCUGAGCACCCCCAGCUGCUGGGCCAGCACUGCGGGGUGAGGCUGCUCCUCCUCUGCGACCAGAGCUGAGGGCAGCAGGGACAGUGUAGCUGCUGCAGGCUUGGGAAUUGCAAACUUUUUUUUUUUUGCUCCAUUUCUGGAUCUUUUCCAGCCCUCUCUGCCCUCAGCAAUACAAAGAUUUCUCCUUCAUGUGCAAGUCAUGAAGAAAAACAAGCCCUGCCUGCCCUGGGGAGGGAAGUUGUGUCCUCAGGGUCUGAGCUGGACAUGGGAUAAGUAACAAGACACACUGGGAAUGAUUCUGGGAAGAUCCUUUGCACUGGAUUCUCUCCACAAUCCUUAAAUUCCCUGUUGAGGAUGCCAUUCCCUGCAAAACAGGGAUGUGAUGGAAUUUCAGUCCUUCCUUUGAGGUUGUGUUGGAUGAGGAUGGAUGUUGCUGGAAGAGCAGAGCUUCCUUCCUCUUUGGAUAAUUGCUGCUUUAUUUGAGCCAGGAACAGAUUGGAAUCUACACCUGGGUUUGACUGGGGUGUAAAAAUCCAGAAGUUAUUUUUUAUGAGCUGUAAUUAAUGUAUUUACAGAGAUUUCUGUAUUAAAGUUCUGUCUGAACAGGAA